AUGACGCGUUUUGUCAGGAGAACGACGGACAGAGACAGAGAAAGAAGAUAGGUGAAAAGUGAGCUCGGUGCAGGGGAGGGGCAGCUGUACCGUUGUAGCUCCUCCACACAGACGGAAAACAAACAAUCCUGCCCUGAAAAAGAUCUCAAUCAAACGGAUCGGGGAUCGGCCACUAAAACAGAGUCGGACGGUUAACGUUAUUCGAUUCAUCCUCGGCCGACGCGACUCCAUUGGAUUCGAUUAGUCGCGCCGCUUUACCAGCCCAGAGGCCGCCGAAAUAACCCCAUGGCCAUUAUAUGAUCCACUUCCCAGCGUCGCUGCUACCCUCCAUGUGGGUGAGGGAACUGUGCGUGUCGGGCUAUGGCGAGAAAAACAGUUAGCAGGAAAAGGAAAGCAGAGGAGCCCAAGGAACAACAGUUUGACUGGUGUCAGAGUGCGUUCAAGCGUGCCCGCGUGUCCAGCUCAGCGCGUCAUGCCCAGCACUGGUGGCAGAGUCGGCGGUCGGUGGUGUGCUCUGUGAGAGGGAGGGAGUUUCGCCCCCAGCAGCAGCACGAGUGGAGCUUCCAGCGGAGUCUGCGCGGGUUCGCCGCUGGACGCAUCCCCGGGAUCCUGAGAGAGAGAGAGUUCUCCCUCGGCCGCCUCAACAAGGUGUUCGCUUCCCAAUGGCUCAACCACAGACAGGUGGUGUGCGGGACCAAAUGCAACACGCUAUUUGUGGUGGACGUCCUUUCAGGACAGAUAACCAGGAUACCCAUGCUGAAAGACAGAGAGGGCAGGGGAGAUAUCUCCCAGGGUUCGGGUGGAGUGGGAGGCCAUUUCCAUUUCCAAAAUCCAGGAUCAGUCGGUGGCCUGGAUGUCCAGCAGGGAUGUGGCAUCCACGCCAUAGAGCUGAACCCCUCUCGUACUUUGCUGGCCACUGGAGGUGACAACCCCAACAGCCUGGCAGUGUACAGACUUCCCACACUUGACCCUGUCUGUGUCGGGGAUGAUGGGCACAACGACUGGAUAUUCUCCAUUGCGUGGAUCAGUGAUACCAUGGCAGUCUCAGGAUCUCGUGAUGGUUCCAUGGGUCUGUGGGAGAUAUCAGAGGAGGUGUUGUCUCAAGCGGAGAAGCGUCAGAAUGUGGAAGGGGUUCCUAGUUACUCCCACAUUUCUCACCGCGCUCUCAAGGACAUCCCGAAAGAGUACACCCACCCCUACAACUGCAAAGUGCGCGCACUAGCCUUCAACAACAGCCAUAAGGAGUUGGGUGCCGUUUCUCUAGAUGGAUAUUUCCAUCUGUGGAAAGCACAAGACAACCUGUGUAAGGAGCUUUCUACCAAACUUCCUUACUGUAAGGAGAAUGUGUGUCUGGCGUACGGGAUGGACUGGUCUGUUUAUGCAGUCGGCUCUCAGGCUCACGUUUCCUUCCUUGACCCCCGGCAAUCGACUCAGAACAUCAAAUCUGUGAGCUCCAGGGAGCGUGGCAGUGGUAUUCGCUCUGUGAGCUUCUAUGAACACAUAGUGACAGUAGGCACUGGCCAAGGUUCCCUGCUCUUCUACGAUAUCAGGGCCCAGCGUUUUCUGGAUGGCCCAUCCAGCGCACCCGGCGGGUACCGGAAUCGCACAGCAGAGGGCAUCCUUAAACUCUCCACAGGGAGAGGAUGGCUGAAUCACGAUGAAACGUGGAGAAGCUACUUUUCCGACGUGCGCUCCUUCCCGAACGCCGUGUACACACACUGCUACGACGACUCCGGCACCAAACUCUUCGUGGCCGGCGGACCCCUGUGUUCUGGCCUACACGGAAACUACGCCGGCCUCUGGAGCUAACCUCCGUCCAUCAUCCCUCCAUUUCGCUCUCACGUACCAUGGGCUUAUAUGCCAUCUUCCAUUUUUCUCCUCACUCUUUUUUACUUUCAGUUUAGCUUCUAUCCAAGAUCAUCCUCUAUUUCUCAAAGGACUCAGGAGCAUAGAUGUGAUUCUCAGCUGUUUUUUUUUUUUUUUUGUGCUUGUUCUUCUGUCUUUAAAUUUUCAUUUGCCUAUUGUACUCCUGAAUUUACAUCUGUUUUUGUGUGUGGCGAAAAAACGGCAAAGAAAAAAGCAGAGAUGUGACCCUGGCUGAUGUCUGAUCUCCUGGAGAAGUUUGUUUGAGUCCUGAAAA
This is a messenger RNA of Rhinichthys klamathensis goyatoka, 2140 nucleotides long. RefSeq names its product DDB1 and CUL4 associated factor 12 (gene dcaf12). NCBI's taxonomy places the organism in Eukaryota, Metazoa, Chordata, Actinopteri, Cypriniformes, Leuciscidae. The transcript is spliced from 9 exons. Bases 361 to 1809 code for a protein of 482 amino acids. The record is from RefSeq and is a predicted model, not a curated record. Gene Ontology annotation, molecular function: protein binding. Gene Ontology annotation, cellular component: Cul4-RING E3 ubiquitin ligase complex.